Molecule: messenger RNA, 1461 nt
Organism: Closterium sp. Naga37s-1
Lineage: Eukaryota; Viridiplantae; Streptophyta; Zygnematophyceae; Desmidiales; Closteriaceae
Source: the annotation of a GenBank genome assembly
CUGGCAGCUGUAGCGGGUAGAAAUGCGGCAGCCAUAGCGGGUGAAAAUGCUGCUACUGCAGCAAGUGCAAAUCGGUCAAACACAGGGACAACUGUAGCUGGUGGGAAGCCAGGACCAGCUGUAGCAGCUGUGACUGCAGGAAAGCCUGGUCUGGGGACUGUAGCUGCAGGGACACAGGGAGGUAAAGAAAGUUCUGCCCCUGCCACGGCUGUAGCGGCUGGCAGGCUGGGAGUGCAACCUGCAGCUGUAGCGGGAGGAAAGUCAGCGCCAGCUGUAGCAGGUGCAAAUCCAGGAACGGCUGUAGCAGGAGGGAAGCCUGGACUAGCUGUAGUGGGAGGAAAGCCAGGGCCGGCUGUAGCAGGAGGGAAGCCUGGACUAGCUGUAGCGGGAGGAAAGCCAGGGCCGGCUGUAGCAGGAGGGAAGCCUGGACUAGCUGUAGCGGGAGGAAAGCCAGGGCCGGCUGUAGCAGGAGGGACGGCAGGGCCAGCCGUAGCAGGUGGGACAGCAGGGUCGGCUAUAGAAGGUGCAAAGCGGGAAGAAGCUGCAGCUGCGAUUGCAGCAGCUGUAGCUUCUAUAGCAGCUGCAAGAAUGGGUGCAAAUCCGGUGGCUGUAGCUGCACAGAGUGCUACAGCCGGCUCAUCUGCUGCAAAUACACAGUCUGCUACAGCUGGGCAGUCUCGUGUAGGGCCUCACUCCGCUACAGCCGGCCCGUCUGCUACAGAUUCACGGAAUAACGUAGCCCUCGUGAAAUCUGUAGCUCCUCCGACUGCUGUAGCCCCACCAACAGCUGUAGCACACCCGAUAAAGGCACCAACACCACCACCACUAGCACCAGGGCAGAAGGUUGUAAUACGAUCAGGGGGAGUGCAACAGCAGGCUGUAGCGCAGAAACCCCCGCCUGUAGCGCAGAAGGGUGUAAUACAAGCAGGGGGGGCGCAGCAGCCUGUAGCACCGCAUGCUGCAGCCCAGCAGGCUGUAGCGCAGAAAGCAACCGCUGGGCAGGCAACAAAAGCGCCUGCUGGUGCUGUUGCCUCAAGGCCACACGCUCCCUUCCCUUCCCUGCACCCCCCAGCAGCAGCUCAGGGCUCUCAGGGAGUCACAGCGCGGUCAGUGCAGGGAAGCAACCCCCAACAGCAACACCCCCCCAGCAGGCAGCAGCUGGGGCAGCGGAGGCACAGCAGGCAGCUGCGGCAACUGGUGUGUAGCAGGCAGCAGCAGGGGCGACUGAAUCCAGGCAGGCACAAGCAGCAGCAGCAGCAGCAGCAGCAGCAGCAGCAGCAGCAGCAGCAGCAGCAGCAGCAGCAGCAGCAGCAGGUGCACCAAAGCAGCCCCAGCAGACCCAGCAGCCCCUAUCAAUCCUUGCAGCGCCGCAAAAGCAGUCACUUCCAUCCUCCACGUCGAUCUCCCUGCCCGCCAAGCCAGCAGCUCCGUUCCUUGCACGGUCCUCGUCAUUCCCGCUAG